Myxocyprinus asiaticus (Chinese sucker) is the source of this 2900-nucleotide messenger RNA. Its product is annotated as probable G-protein coupled receptor 132. Gene Ontology annotation, cellular component: membrane. The transcript has 4 exons. Gene Ontology annotation, molecular function: G protein-coupled receptor activity. The record is from RefSeq and is a predicted model, not a curated record. Gene Ontology annotation, biological process: G protein-coupled receptor signaling pathway. Lineage: Eukaryota; Metazoa; Chordata; Actinopteri; Cypriniformes; Catostomidae. The coding region runs from base 272 to 1216 and encodes 314 amino acids.
UGCUGCUCCAAAGCAGUAGAAGUGACUUCCUGCUGGGGGAAACGAUCAAAAAGCCAGACAAGCCCCUUGUUGGAUAGUGCAAAACUUUCCAUUCUAAUUCGUACACUUUAUACACAUGUAGAGAUGCUGUACAUACAGAACACGCCCUCCAGACCCAUUUGAGGUUUCUUGAUGAUUGUCACAGGUUACUGGAGAAACAAAGAGGAUUUGUGAGUGGAGUGGAGAGGUUUAGAGAUUCAAAUGUCAAGGACAAGUCAAAGCCAUAGAAACCAUGCUUUUCAACCUGAGCAAUGGGAGCUGCCAAAUCCCUCUGGCAAAUGACCGAGUUGGUCUAACCUACAUCUACAGCUUUGCCUUCUCUCUGGGUCUCCCAGCCAACCUGCUCUCCCUUUGGGGACUUUACCAGCUAGGCCGGUCUGGUGUGGGCGGCUGCCAGCUGGUUUAUAUACUGAACUUACUGCUUUCGGAUCUUCUUCAGCUACUUACCUUGCCUCUUUGGAUCCUUUACCUGCAGGGAGACCACCGCUGGCCUUACGGGUCUAUGACAUGCCAGUUAGUGGGCUAUGUCUUCUACGUUAACCUCUAUGCAAGUGUCAUCUUUCUUUGUCUCAUUGCCCUGGACCGCUGUCUCGCAAUCGUGUACCCUCUAAGCAGCCGUGGUGUACGGAAGGUGCGAGUAGCAGCAUUCUCCGGUGUUGUAGUCUGGACUUUGAUAUUUCUUUUCUGUCUGACUGGCCUCUACCCAUCUGUCUUUGAGCCCCAGAGAGAACUAUGUCUUGAGCAGUUUCCCAUAAGCAACAGAUAUGCUUACUUUAAGAUUUCCACAGUAGCUUUAGGGUUUCUGAUGCCCUGCUCUAUACUAGGGUACACCUCAGCCCGAAUUGGCCGGACUCUACGGAGCUCCCUGUCUGUCUCUGAUCACGAACGCCGCAGAAUUGUGGCGACCCUGAUUGUCAUCACGGUCAUCUUUAUUGUCAUUUUUGGUCCCUAUCAUCUGUUGGGUGGCUACAGAUUUGUCAUGCUGCUUCUCACAGAAAAUGAGAAGGACCAGUGUUCAGUGGAACUUUCCCUCUACCUUUACUAUCGGAUCUGCUAUGGUCUCACCAGCCUCAACACCCUUCUAGACCCUCUUCUGUAUAUCUUUCUUUGCAAUGAUGCUCGUCAGGAGCUUCGCAAAUCUCUUCUCUGCCCCUGCACAGGUCAUAGGGUGCACUAGUAUCACGCAUCACAACUUUUUCCGAAGGCCUUCUCAACCACAGCACUUAUGGUUAGCCGCCUCGUGCAGAUGCUAAUCAGAGAUGGAGGUUUUGUGAAGCAUGUGCUGAAAGCCAGCAGGUAUUUUCACACAUGACGUGAAAAUGUCUUAUCAGACUGAGCUUUGACAAAUUGCUUGUUGCCACUGUAAUGACAUCAGUGGAGUCAUUAAGACAUGGCUGGUAUGAGAUAUCGGUAUGUUCUCUGGAUCACUGUCGCUACUAGGAACUACAUGUGUCAGAGCUCCGCCAGCAGCAUCUUCAGUUCAGUGUUCAGACUUCUAGGCAGCUAGAUGAGAUUAUAAUCAAAUUCUGCUGUGCAGAUGAAGGAAUAGUUCACCAAAAAAAUUUAAAUUCUGUCAUUAUUUACUCACCCUCGUGUCAUUACAAAACCGUAAGACCUUCUGACAUGUCACCAUAUUUGAUUUGUUUUUCUUUACAGGAGUUUAUUUCAGUCUGUUUAUCAAACAAUUGAUUGUAUGCAUUCAAAAGACUUGGAAUAUAACACAAGUUGCGUGGACUACUUUAUUACACUUUUGGGAGCUUUUUUAAACUUUAAAGUGAGUCACUAAAGACUGCUAUUUUAUUCAAAUUAGCAAAUGGAAUAUCCUUUAAAAUAUAUCCUUUUUAUGUUCUGCAGAAGAAAGAAGGUGUUAUGGGUUUAGAAUGACAUGAGAGAAUGUAUCUCUACUGAAUUCAGUUGUAAUGUGUUUUGUCCAACACCUGUAAAAAUCUGUUCUAUGCUCUGGUCUGUCUUGCUGCUGUUUUUGUAUUGUUUUUGUAUUGUUGUACACUGGAAGCUCCUGUCACCAAGACAAAUUCCUUGUAUGUGUAAGCACACUUGGCAAUAAAGCUGAUUCUGUCAUGGCUGUCAAUCUCUAGCGACAUUGAAUCAAAUCAAGGGUGUCACCUACUGGAGGAUAUAUGCAAAGGCAUGCCAAUGUAUGCAGUCAGAUCAAAGCAAGUUUGAUCAAGCAACAGCAACUUUUUUGAUAGGACUUUGUAAUUGUAACAUGGCAAAAGAUCCAGACUCCAUGCCUGCUCUUAGGUGCAUUUGACCACUAGAGGCCAGUGUGUUCAUUGUUCACUUCAGCAAUAUACUGGGUUUGUUUGCAUAUCCAUUACUACUUUUGCCAUGACAAAUGCUUCAAACAGUAGUAUGAUACAUUGUUGUCACGUGAACUGAUUACAAGCAUGCUUACAGUAAAUCGAUCAGAAACAAAAAUGGUUAUUUUGCAUUAUUAAUCUAAUUUUGUGAAAAGUGCCUAAAAAUGUGUAAACUUGCACAUGCCCAUAACUUAUUUUCAGCAGAGCUCAUUCCGCUCCAACACACAUGGUUGUAAUUAGCUGUUUCAGGGACUGGGUCUAUUUUGACAUCAGAUAUGUACAUUGGGUUUUUUUUUGUUACAUUUUAUGUUGUUUAGAGGAUGCUUAUUGGAUUAUUUUUGUGACAUUGUUUCAUUGCGUGUUACACUGAUGAGGAUUUGUUUUUGUGUGGGUGACACUGUGCACCGUCGAUACAUGUUUAUUGGCCAUUGCUCAUGGAAGGGCCACUCUUGAUGAACUUCAUGUGGCCUUCUGUUUUACCACCUGUGUUACUAUGUGAGUUGAGUCUCAACAAGUCACUAAAAUACACAUUAAAAUAAA